CAACGACUGAUCUGCAGAGGCGGCGCUACCUGGAACCAUAGAUAUGUAUAGAUAGAUAUAGAUAUACAUAUCUAUGCCUGGAACCACCGCAGCGAGGCGAAAAGUUUUCACAUCUUCAUGACGGUGAGGGUCUGGACGGAGUUCAAAACAAUGAUUAUCGGUCUGGAAGUGAGUGAGUGUAAUGGCGCUGUCACACUCUAGCCAGCGUAUGAGGAACGUAUCGAAUAUUUCGAAAAAUUGUUUAUACGCACAACUUUUCAGCGUAUGAGGUCGAUUUUCGGUUAAUGACCUUUAGAGUAACGUGAGCCUAGCGUACCGUCAGCGUAUGAGUAGCGUAUGAGUAGCGUAUGAGUAGCAUACGCAUAGCAUAUGUCAGCGGAUGUGAUGUGAUGUGUGUUUGAGUUGGACGUAUACCGACGUAUGAGUAACGUAUAUUAGCGUACCUCCGACGUAUGAGAAACGUAUGCGGAACGUCAGCCUAACGUAUGAGGAGCGUACACAGCAGGGGGUAUAAAACGUGGCAGCGCGCGAAUUUCGUCAUUCCGCCAGUAGACUUCAAGCUGUCAAGAUGCCAAAACGCAGUGCCCAGAAAGUCAAGCCAGCUGAUGUUCCUCCUCCUUCUCCACCUGCACCCCAACCUGCACCUGCUCCUGCUCCUGCUCCUGAGCCAGAUGUCAUCCUUCCUCCUCCUCCUCCUCCUCCUCAGCAAGCUGGUCCUUCAGAAGAUACUGGUGGUGAUACCUCAGAUGCAGUGUCAGUCUCUCCAAUUCCCCAGGAAGGCUCCAGGGAAUCUCCUCCAGCAUCCUCACAUUCCUCCAGGGCUGCAUCCACAUCCUCCAAACACAAAAAGAAGAAGCAGAGGGCCAAGAAGAGUGAAUUCAGUUUGAAUUUUGCUGAGGAGGACCAGAUGUUGGACUUUAUCAGAGAUAAUCCAAUUCUCUGGAAUGUGAAAUUGACUGACUAUAGGAGGAAGGACAAGAAAGAAAAGUUAUGGCAGGAGCAGGCUGAAUUAAUGGACAGGUCUUCUGAAACUCUGCAGGGGUGGUUCAGAUCACUGAGAGACACCAACACACGCCUUGACAAGAAAAAGAGUGGGGAUCCUGGUGUGAUCUUCACACAGAGGGAGGAUUGGAUCUACACCAAGUUUGCCUUCCUGAAAGGAGUGACCCGCCACAGACCAGAGCCAAUUCAAAGUCUGAAGCAAACUAUCCAGCAGCACAGGGGAGACUUGGAGGCUGCUGAGACUGCAUGUGCUGAGCUGCAAGUGGGGCAAGAUGAGGCUGCUGCUGGUACCCAAUCUUUAACCUCCUCAACUGGCAGAAAGAGGCAGAAGGAUGUUGAGAGUGAGAUUCUGCAAUCCCUGGAAAAGAGAAUGGCAGAGUCUGGCAGCAUUCUCAAGGACUUCACCAAAGCUCAGCAGCAGCCAAUGACAGCCAGAGCAGCCUUUGCCAACUAUGUCAGGGACAGUCUGAUGACCAUGCCCAAGGCCAGCUACAAGAAGGCAAGGUCCAGCAUCAACCGGCUGCUGUCUGAGCUGAUGGAAGACAGUGAUAAUGAAGACCUGCCAGCUGCCACUGCCACUGCUCCUGCACCUGCACAACAGCCUGCGUCUACAAGGGCCAUGAAUACAAUGGAAUAAAAGCCCUUAUAGUUGUAAUACUGGGAUCCGCUCUUGGGGGGACACUUGCAAGCAAUGUGCUUUCCAUCUAGUGCACCACAGGCAUGGGGGAAGUUCCACUUCUGCAGGAAUUUAUCAGAUAUGCAACGCCAUUCCUCUGGAGUCGUGGGGCAGGUCAUGACUUCAGGCAAGUACUCGUCAACGAUGGCUUGGCACACCUGGCGGACAGUCACUGACUGUGUGUUAUGGGGGAUACGCCACCCGUACUGCAUUGUGGAAUAACUGCUUCCAGAUGCAAGAUGCCGCAGAGUCAAUGCAAGCUUCAGUCCAGGCUCCAGGGGUUCCCUGUAUCUAAUAUGUUGCCUGGUGAUGUUGGGACCAACCCUGUCCAGCAGUUCAUCAUACAUUUCUGGAGGCAUGCGUAGGAAGUUCCUGAAGGCUCUCUGAUCUUCAUUUCUCAAUUCAACCAUAAGCUUGUCAUAAAGGCCAAAUUGACGCCGCCUUCCAAUCCAAGGUUUCACCCAGAUUGCACGUCUCAUUCUACGCCUUCUUCUUCUGUGUCUAGCAUACUCAACUGCCAACUGUAACAAAUCUUGGUGAUGUUGCAGCACAGCAACCUCCAUCUCUGAACUGCUGGUACAAACUGAUACAGAUUUGGAAAUGUGAGACUUUAUAUACCCCCCAUACGCUGGAAAUACGCAUGUAAUACGCAUGGGAUAAGUUGGCUGUACGCUCAGAACACGUUAGGCAUAAGUUGAGUACGUUAGACUGUCGUUAGAACUACCAUCAUAACGUUAGCCAUUCGUUAGACACACGUCAGACACACGUUCAUUAUACACUCCUCUAACGCUAGGUUUCCUGACCCACUGGAUUUCAAUGUAUGAGAAGCGUACUUGACGUAUGAGUAACGUACCUUCAGCGUACCUCUAGCGUGUUCAGCGUAUGAGGAGCGUAAAAUUCAUACGUCGGCAUACGCUGAAAAUUUUUGUGCAUGUUCAAAAAAUUUUUUGUACAUCAGUGUACACCGACAUACCCCGGCGUACCAGAAACGUAUUCCAGCGUACCCCUAGCGUGUUUCAGCGUAUGUCAACGUAUGCCCAAAAAGUCCAUACAUUCCUCAUACGCUGGCUCUAUACGCUAGAGUGUGACAGCGCCAUAAGACCUUGUUUCUAAACUUUGACACGUUAACUAACAUAAGAUCAUUGUUUAGGCUCAUUCCCAGUCUAAAUACUUUACAAAGCAACAUUUAACUACUGCAAAUUUAAAAUUUGAAGGAGGACAAGACUUCAGAUGAACAACUUAAUUUUUGUACUUUUGCCUACAGAGUGGACGGAGUUCAAAACAAUGAUUAUCGGUCUGGAAGUGACUGAGUGUCAGACCUUGUUGUUUCUAAACUUUGACAUGUUAACUAACAUAAGAUCAUUGUUUAGGCUCAUUCCCUGUCUAAAUACUUCACAAAGCAACAUUUAACUACUGCAAAUUUAAACUAGAGCAAAAAUAGAAUGUAAUAAUGCAAAAAUAGUCUUUCCCCUGUUAAGUUUUCUGGUGAGGCUGACAACUUUUUGAAGUCCCCUCAAAUAGUAUUAAAACAGGUAACAGUUUGUUUCAAAUGGUCAUAUUUUUCAUUUCCUGAAAUGAACUUUCUGUCUCCAGCUCUAUAUCAGACAGCAUCCAUAGUGUUUUUGCGUGAACAUCCUAAAUUUUUAAACAGAUGUCCGCAUGAAUUAUUCAGUUAUACAAACCAUCAGAGUUUGGGGUUCAUGAAGUAUUGAUUAUACAAACCAUGUUUCCUGAGGACUCUUAUUCUGUCUCAAUUCUAAAUAAUCUGAGUGACUGUUCAUCAUGAAGCACAGGAGAGCUGUUGAACAGUUAAACACACUGAAGACUAAUAACAUUCACAUAGAUUCGAUUUUUUUUGGUUAUUAAUACGUUGUUUGUAUGCUGUCAGACUGAGCAGCUGUAGAUGAAGUUGCUUCAGGAGAAAUGAUCUAAACAACCAAUUGAACAUUUAGAAUGUUCCCGUGGAGAGACAGGUAAUCUGUGAGCUUCCACUUCUAUUUUUAUUUAGUGAGGCACUGAAAAAAUGGGUUUAAUUCAAAUAUUGAUGUUUAAUAUUUAGUCUAUUUAUUUAUUUUUACAUUUUCCACCAUAAAGACUGAAAAAUAUUAUUGAAAAGAAUCCCUGGUGUCUCGUGGUUUCGAUUCAGUGCUCUCACCAUCACAACACGGGUUUGAUUCCUAGACAGGGAAAAUGUCUUUAAAGAAUUUCCUUUGGGAUUAAUAAAGAUCUCUCUACAAUAUUAAUUAUAUUUGGUAAUGAAAUAGUAAUGAUCAUUCUAGCAGAACACAAACAUAAACUUGACAGUGCCCUCUGGUGGAUGACUAAUGUAGUGGAGACAGUGUUCCAAAAAUGUGUCAGAUCGACAGAUAGCAUGCAGACCUGAUGACAAGUUUAUUUGCCUUUUAUCACAUUAUAUAAAAUUGGAAUUAUGUCCCAUCAAUCUCCUCUUAAUAACCUAUAAUGUAAAACAAUUUUUUGAAAAUCACAAACUGAGAUUUGUCAUUUAUGACUUUAUUUCAGUACUUUGAAUAAGUCACUUUGACAGGACCGUUCUUCCUGACAAAUCCUAUUUACUUUAACCCUACUUUACUUCUAAUCUUGCAGCCAGGGGCACAUUCAGGAAUUUUUCAUUGGGGUAGCCACAUGGGGCCGCUGAAAAUCUUGAUGUGGCAAAGACUAAAUAUCCAUCCUCUAUACACCGCUAUAUCCUCACUAGGGUCGCGGGGGGUGCUGGAGCCUAUCUCAGCUGACUCGGGCGAAGGCAGGGGACACCCUGGACAGGUCGCCAGUCUGUCGCAGGGCUACAUAUACAGACACACAAUCACACUCACAUUCACACCUACGGGCAAUUUAGAGUAAUCAGUUAACCUCAGCAUAUUUUUGGACUGUGGGAGGAAGCCGGAGUGCCCGGAGAAAACCCAUGCAUGCACAGCGAGAACAUGCAAACUCCAUGCAGAAAGAUCCCAGGCCCAGGCCAGGAUUUGAACUGGGGAUCUUCUUGCUGCAAGGCGAAAGUGCUAACCACUACUCCACUGUACUGAAUUUCACUAUGCUGGAGGAUGCUGCAAAGUAUUGUGGAGUAAAACUUCACCUAUAGACACAACAUCUGAAUUAUUUUAAUGAUUUCCACAUGGUCCAUGUAUGAUGGUAAUUUAUCCAACUAGAGACAGCUAUGGUACAAUGAAAUGUGUUUUCAUUGUUACUACGCUACCUGUUCCUGUGUCUUGGUCGCUACUUUGAUUGAAAAGAUCACAUCCUGUGAUGCAUACAUACGCACAUUUAUGUAAUCGCUGCAAAUGUCCUGCUAUGAAAUGGACCCUCCACAAUAUAAAAUUACAACAAAAAAAGUUUGACUUUAGGAAGUGGUCAGACUUUCACAGUAAAUUAACAACAAGACACACACAUUAAAAGGUCGGUGUAAACAUUUUUAUUGAACUAAUUUGUUGCUACAAUGAUUCUGUACAAGCCUGUUACUCUUACAAUAAAAUGCAUCUGGCAUUAAAGAAA
Molecule: messenger RNA, 5185 nt
Organism: Acanthochromis polyacanthus (spiny chromis)
Lineage: Eukaryota; Metazoa; Chordata; Actinopteri; Pomacentridae
Product: FK506-binding protein 5-like
Exons: 2
Coding region: 569-1639 (356 amino acids)
Biological process (GO): regulation of transcription by RNA polymerase II
Cellular component (GO): transcription regulator complex; nucleus
Source: RefSeq, a predicted model, not a curated record